This is a messenger RNA of Xyrauchen texanus (razorback sucker), 1970 nucleotides long. Its product is annotated as tyrosine-protein kinase Lyn-like. NCBI's taxonomy places the organism in Eukaryota, Metazoa, Chordata, Actinopteri, Cypriniformes, Catostomidae. Gene Ontology annotation, cellular component: extrinsic component of cytoplasmic side of plasma membrane. The record is from RefSeq and is a predicted model, not a curated record. The coding region runs from base 94 to 1596 and encodes 500 amino acids. Gene Ontology annotation, biological process: cell surface receptor protein tyrosine kinase signaling pathway; cell differentiation; innate immune response. The transcript has 13 exons. Gene Ontology annotation, molecular function: signaling receptor binding; ATP binding; non-membrane spanning protein tyrosine kinase activity.
AUCCAGUUACUUUAACUUCUGUGGUUCAAAUACUAGCUUUCUUCAGGCCUAUCUAAUCCUUUACUUGAAGUGGAAUACGGAUUAUUUGGUGGGAUGGGUUGUGCGGGCUCUAGGGCGAAGAAUAGUGGAGUCUCGGGGAAACAGAAAACGCAGAUGCCUCAAACCGUCCGUGACAGCAGAGACCCAUCAAGGAUAGAGAGAUCCACAUCCCUGCUUCCUGGACAGAUUCUACAAAAUGCGGAUGCUUCCAGUGCUCCGGAGCAAAUCGUUAUCGCCCUGUUUUCAUACAAGGCUUUGACACAGUCAGAAUUGGGCUUCAAGAAGGGAGAGAGACUCAAAAUAUUAACAGCGGAUGGUGAUUGGUGGAGAGCCAAAUCUUUGUCCUCGGGACGUGAGGGUCUUAUACCUUCAAACUAUGUCACGUCAGAUGGCAUCAUAGACGCAAAUGAGUGGUUUUUUAAGAACAUUAGCAGAAGGGAUGCUGAGAGACAACUGCUGGCCCCCGCCAACAAACCAGGAGCCUUCCUCAUUCGGGAGAGUGAGACGACUAAAGGAAAUUACUCCAUGUCUGUGAGAGACGUGAAUCCUGAUGGUUCAGAUCAGAUCAAGCAUUAUAAGAUCCGCACACUUGAGAAGGGAGGAUUCUACAUUUCACCCCAAAUCACCUUCAGACAGUUGCAAGACCUCAUCAAACACUACCAGAAAAACGCUGAUGGUCUUUGUAGAUGUUUGGAUAAAGUGUGCGUAAAGCCUCAAGAUGUCACUCUAUGGGACCAGGACGCCUGGGAGAUCCCCAAAGACGCACUGCGUAUGGUAAAGAGACUCGGUGCUGGCCAGUUUGGAGAGGUCUGGUUGGCGAACUAUAAAAACAGCACUAAAGUAGCAGUGAAGACACUGAAGCCCGGCAGCAUGUCAGUGGAGGCGUUUCUCCAGGAAGCAAACCUUAUGAAAACCCUGCAGCAUGAGCGGCUUGUUCGCCUUUACGCCGUGGUGACCAAAACCCCACCAAUCUACAUCAUCACAGAGUUUAUGGCUAACGGAAGUCUGUUGGAUUUCCUGAAGAGUCCAGCUGGCAGAAAAGUUAAGCUUCCUAAAAUCAUCGAUUUUUGUGCCCAAAUAGCAGAAGGCAUGGCGUAUCUUGAAAAGAAGAACUUCAUCCACAGAGAUCUGCGUGCCGCUAAUGUACUAGUCAGUGAAAGUCUACUGUGUAAAAUUGCAGACUUUGGCCUAGCCAGAGUCAUCGAAGACAACGAGUAUUCAGCGAGAGAAGGAGCUAAAUUCCCAAUCAAAUGGACGGCCCCUGAAGCCAUUUUUUAUGGUUCUUUCACCAUUAAAUCAGACAUGUGGUCUUUUGGUAUCCUAAUAUAUGAAAAUAUCACUUACGGCAGAGUCCCCUAUGCAGGCCUGGGCAACAGUGAGGUGAUUGCACGAGUUCAGCGGGGAUAUCGGAUGCAGUGCCCCGAGAACUGCCCUCAAGAGCUCUAUGACAUCAUGAAGAUGUGCUGGAAGUCCAAACCAGAAGAGAGACCCACGUUUGAGUACAUGCAGAGUGUCCUGGAGGAUUAUAACACAGCCACUGAGGGCCAGUACCAAUAACAAAACAAUGACUGGCAUGCAAACAGGACAUUUAAAGGAGCGCUUCAUUGAACUUGUACUUUAAUACUUGAGCAGUUGCCACAAUGAGUCCAUGGACUUCAAUGAAUCAUUUAGGUUAAAGUGUAUCUGAGGUGCUGGAGCAGGUCACCAUUUCAGCUUUUCACUAGUUUUAAACACAUUUUUGCUUUCACUAGUUUUCAUUUUUAUAAUAGUGUUGAUAUCAAGGGCAUUAUCAGUAUUUAAGUGCAUGUGUUAAGGCGAUAUUUUUCAACAGACCUUGCUUUAUACAUAAACUAGCCUAAUAUAUAUGACCAUUUAUUAUAAUUAUAAAUAUAUAAUAAUUUGAUAAAAGCACUUGCUUUAAUUCUUCUGUU